Molecule: messenger RNA, 2187 nt
Organism: Branchiostoma floridae (Florida lancelet)
Lineage: Eukaryota; Metazoa; Chordata; Leptocardii; Amphioxiformes; Branchiostomatidae
Product: methyltransferase-like protein 27
Exons: 6
Coding region: 219-872 (217 amino acids)
Source: RefSeq, a predicted model, not a curated record
UGCCAGCGACAUGGCGAGAACUUGUAGAACCGACCCGUCGACUUCCCCCGGUGUUUUUACACCUCUCCACACGCACACACGCAUACAUUAAAACGUCCCACCACACCUACGUGCCUGGGUGACCUGGCACACCGAGGACUUACUAAAAACAACUGCGCCUCCUGAUACGUCUAAAAUCAAACCCGUGUCCUUAUAGGGUUCACCGUAGGACAUCCAAGAUGGCGCAGACGCUGGUCUUGGAAAAGUUCCGCAAGUUUCAGAAGUCGGGAGUGAAACAUGCCGAUGUGCUCGACGUGUACAAAAAAUGGGCCUCCACUUAUGACAAGGACCUGGACCUAAUAAAGCAUGACUCUGCCCGUGCGGGAGCCUCAGCUCUAGCAGACGAGCUGCAGCGGUUACAGAAGCCGAAGAACAUCCGUAUUCUGGACGUGGCUGCCGGGACUGGGUACUGUGGUGUUGAGCUGAAGCAACGAGGUUUCACCAACAUCGAUGCCUUGGACGCCUGCCAAGAGAUGCUGAACGUGGCUGGAAGUAAAGACGUGUACCAGUCCCUGAUCUGUGAGGAUGUGGUGGACAAGCCUCUCCAAAUAGAAAACGACACGUACGAUGCACUCCUCUGCGUGGAAGGAUUUAUUGACGGCCACAUCAAGUGUGACGCCCUGCCUCACCUGCUGAAGGUCGUCAAACCAGGGGGAACGGUGGUCCUCACCGUUCGGGAGGAGUUCCUCCACAUCACCGCCGAGUACCGGAAGUUGGACCCGCUGAUAGUGCGCCUGCGCGAGGAGGGAUUGUGGGAAUACGUCAUCCGUUACAUCACGCCACACUACUUCGGCGACAAAGAUGGCGUUAUCUAUGUCUACAGGCGCAAGUAGUAACGUUAAAUGUUUCUGAAUUUUUGAAACAGAUCGUAACUUGAGAUUGUGCUUGAUAUUGCUAUAAGCACCUUCACCGUUUUGAGUACGCAUGUGCAGCGACAGGAAUUGUGGGUAACAUGUCAAAGGUUAAGGCCCCUAACUUGUAAACAGUUCUCGCCUCGACCAUUAGCUACGUCUCAGGGGUCUUCACCCUUGACAAAUUACCCAUAACUCCUGUUGCUUCGCAUGCGCACUUGAAACGGCGAACAUACUAUAACCGAAAAGAUACCGUUAUUGUAAUGACCAAAUGUUGUUUUAAGAUAAUAAGAUAAAUUUAUUUGGCGGCCAAUGGCACAGUUUGUGAUAGACUAUCAAACCAUAACGAACGGCCACCUAGUCUGUUCAAACAAUACAUAUCAUAAAUCGUUUAGAAUGAUAGUUUUGUACUAGAAUUCACUCAUCAUACGAAUUUUUGACAGUUGAAAAAUCACAACACAUGUAUUACAAACAAGGAAAAGGCAGAGGUGUUUGGGUGAUAGAUAUCCAGCUCAGAAUAUAUCCAUUAUGAAGGAACCAUUUAUGUAUACCAUCCAUAUUACUUUGAAUCCAGGUAGCAAAGAGGCGUUCAUACACAGAUCUACAUAGAUCUAUGAACAAUCAACUUUAACUUUAUUCAAAUUGCACAGGUACAAUACAAUGUGGACACUAGGCAGCUACCUAGCUAUAGCUAGCCGAUAUUGUGACCAUAUACGAUCAACAUAUACAUAUACAGUACAGCAAUGGCAGCAAGAAACAUUAAAUAUUGGGUUAAAAAACUGUUAUACAUCUUAAAACAGUGGCAGCUAGAAUAAUAUAUGAAAAUCUUACAGACCACAACUUACUAGAUGGAGGAAGGGAACAGCUGGAAGAUAAUCUUUUAGUAGAUGUCACAUUCUCAUGGAGUACAUCUGAUAGUUGACUGUUGAUUGCAAAGCCGUAUGCGUGGUUUGGUGGUCUAUGAACAAUAGUACGAACGAACAAUAGUACUUUUUCGAUAUUUUCUUGUGGUGAAAUGUAUUCACGUGUGUAUUGAAAGGAAUAGAUGUACAAAUAUUGUACAGAGUAUGACGUGUAUAACAAUAGUGUGGUACAAAAGAUUUAUGUGAAUAGCUAUGUUCGAAUAUACGUUCUAUCAAAAUUAAGACCAAUGAUAUGGGUUUGCGUGCAAUUCAAUGUAAUUGCGCGUAUAAUGUGUUUUUAUUGAUAAAUGAUUUUUGAUUAGAGUUCUUAGGAAAUAUAUAAACUAUAAUCAAAUGGUGCUUCUUGGUUUUCCCUAAUAAAAUGAAAUAACGGG